Messenger RNA from Neogale vison (American mink), 3196 nucleotides. It is a transcript of the gene RAF1, whose product is annotated as Raf-1 proto-oncogene, serine/threonine kinase. Gene Ontology annotation, molecular function: protein kinase activity; ATP binding. The transcript is spliced from 17 exons. The record is from RefSeq and is a predicted model, not a curated record. Lineage: Eukaryota; Metazoa; Chordata; Mammalia; Carnivora; Mustelidae. Gene Ontology annotation, cellular component: cytosol; plasma membrane; mitochondrion. Gene Ontology annotation, biological process: signal transduction; protein phosphorylation. The coding region runs from base 359 to 2305 and encodes 648 amino acids.
GGCUCAUUUGCCGGGGCCGCCCGAGAGCCUCUUCGUCGCGGGCGUUGGGGCCGCCAUCUUAGAUGGCGGGAGUAAGAAGAGGGCGAGCGUGAGACAGGAAGGCUUUCCUGCGGCUCUCCUUGGGCCCGGAAGAGGGCCAGUUGGCCCGGCUUUGGGGCGUGUGCCCCGAGGCGCGGAGCGCGGGUGCGACGAUGCGGGGACUGCCCGGGGCCCCGUCCCCUGGGCUAGGGACGCGCCGAAUGUGACCGCCUCCCGCUCCCUCACCCGCCGCGGGGAGGAGGAGCGGAUCAGACGCCGCCGCCGGACGACGGGACACGGAGGCGGUUCGGCUCCUUCAGGUAUUGUGUAAGCUGCAUCAAUGGAGCACAUACAGGGGGCCUGGAAGACGAUCAGCAACGGUUUUGGAUUCAAAGACACAGUGUUUGACGGCCCCAGCUGCAUCUCGCCUACAAUAGUUCAGCCAUUUGGCUUUCAGCGUCGGGCGUCAGAUGAUGGCAAACUUACGGACUCGUCUAAGACAAGCAACACUAUUCGUGUUUUCUUGCCAAACAAGCAAAGAACAGUGGUCAAUGUGCGAAAUGGAAUGAGCUUGCACGAUUGCCUUAUGAAAGCACUCAAGGUGAGGGGCCUACAGCCGGAGUGCUGUGCUGUGUUCAGACUUCUCCAUGAACAUAAAGGUAAAAAGGCACGUUUAGAUUGGAAUACUGAUGCUGCCUCGUUGAUUGGAGAAGAACUUCAAGUAGAUUUCCUGGAUCACGUUCCCCUCACAACACACAACUUUGCACGGAAGACCUUUCUGAAGCUUGCGUUCUGUGACAUCUGUCAGAAGUUCCUGCUAAAUGGAUUUCGUUGUCAGACUUGUGGCUACAAAUUUCAUGAGCACUGUAGCACCAAAGUUCCUACUAUGUGUGUGGAUUGGAGUAAUAUCAGACAGCUCUUAUUGUUUCCAAAUUCUACUAUUGGUGAUAGUGGGGUCCCAGCACUGCCUUCUUUGACGAUGCGUCGGAUGCGAGAGUCUGUUUCCCGGAUUCCUGUUAGUUCCCAGCACAGAUAUUCCACACCCCAUGCCUUCACAUUCAACUCCUCCAGCCCUUCCUCUGAAGGUUCCCUUUCCCAGAGGCAGAGGUCCACGUCCACACCUAAUGUCCACAUGGUCAGCACCACCCUGCCUGUGGACAGCAGGAUGAUUGAGGAUGCAAUUCGAAGCCACAGUGAAUCAGCCUCACCUUCAGCCUUGUCCAGCAGCCCUAACAAUCUGAGCCCAACAGGCUGGUCACAGCCCAAAACCCCUGUGCCAGCACAGAGAGAGCGGGCACCAGGAUCUGGGACCCAGGAGAAAAACAAAAUUAGGCCUCGUGGACAGAGAGAUUCAAGCUAUUACUGGGAAAUAGAAGCCAGCGAAGUGAUGCUCUCCACUCGGAUUGGGUCAGGCUCCUUUGGAACGGUGUAUAAGGGCAAGUGGCACGGAGAUGUUGCAGUAAAAAUCCUAAAGGUUGUCGACCCCACACCAGAGCAGUUCCAGGCCUUCAGGAACGAGGUGGCUGUCCUCCGCAAAACACGGCAUGUGAACAUCCUGCUCUUCAUGGGGUACAUGACAAAGGACAACUUGGCGAUUGUGACCCAGUGGUGUGAAGGCAGCAGCCUCUACAAACACCUGCAUGUCCAGGAGACUAAAUUCCAGAUGUUCCAGUUGAUUGACAUCGCCCGCCAGACUGCUCAGGGAAUGGACUAUUUGCAUGCAAAGAACAUCAUCCACAGAGACAUGAAAUCCAACAAUAUAUUUCUCCACGAAGGCCUGACGGUGAAAAUUGGAGAUUUUGGUUUGGCAACAGUAAAGUCACGCUGGAGUGGUUCUCAGCAAGUUGAACAACCCACUGGCUCUGUCCUGUGGAUGGCCCCUGAGGUGAUCCGAAUGCAGGAUAACAACCCGUUCAGCUUCCAGUCUGAUGUCUACUCCUACGGCAUUGUGCUCUAUGAGCUCAUGACAGGAGAGCUUCCUUACUCCCACAUCAAUAACCGUGAUCAGAUCAUCUUCAUGGUGGGCCGAGGGUAUGCCUCCCCAGACCUCAGUAAGCUAUAUAAGAACUGCCCCAAAGCAAUGAAGAGGCUUGUAGCCGACUGUGUGAAGAAGGUUAAGGAAGAGAGGCCUCUUUUUCCCCAGAUCCUGUCUUCCAUCGAGCUGCUCCAACAUUCUCUGCCGAAAAUCAACCGGAGUGCUUCUGAGCCAUCCCUGCACCGGGCGGCCCACACUGAGGAUAUCAACGCCUGCACACUGACUACGUCCCCUAGACUGCCUGUCUUCUAGCUGACUUUGCACCUGCACUCAGGCCAUCGGGGGAGUAAGGGAAGUCAGCAGGCACCACCUUUCUGCUCCCUUUUGAUGGAGGCAGAGAGCUCAUUUUCAGAGAAGCUGCUGCUAAGGACCUUCUAGACUACUCACAGGGCCUUAACUUCAUGUUGCCUUCUUUUCUACCCUUUCUGGCCCUGGGAGAAGGAAGCCAUUCGAAAUGCUGGUUUGUCCUGCUCCCUCCCUGCAUCCCCUAUGCUCUUGAGCCGAGAGCCUUCUCCAGAUGCACCCAUAGCUGCCAGAUUUGGCAGUAUGUGAUCUGGGGCCCUAGCUGUUGGCUGAAUAUAUAUAUUUUUUUUAGGGCAAAAAAAAAAAAAGCACUCAGAGGGGAAAUGAAGGUAGCAGACAAACCAGCCCUGAUGUGGACAUGUGGAUUGUGGAUAUCAGCUCCUAGGAGGAACGCUUAUCAUGGGAAGGACUGUUCUUCAGAGGGUGGUGUGAUGUCAAACAGUUUUGCACGUAACACACCAAACAGCCCAGGACUGUUGAGAGACCAUGGCUGCCUGAAGGAGCAUUGGUACUAUGGACCUUGACUUUGCGGACACUUCUUUCCUUGGAGAUCUCUUGGGACGGUUUUCCAGAAGAGGUGCUUGGCCCACCCCUCCCAGUCUCCGCCCUGUCAGGGAGCAGUCUUCCAUCAUGCUGAAUCUGUCUUCCAGGAGUUGCCCCUGUGGGGCGGGGCCACCGGGCCAGCCUUUCUCUUCAGUCACAUCAUGUGGAUGCAAGGAAGCCAGGAGUACAGGUUUUCUUGAUGAUUAGGGUUUUAAUUUUGUUUUUAUUGCGCCUGACAAAAUACAGUUAUCUGAUGGUUCCUCAAUUAUGUUAUUUUAAUAAAAUAAAUUAAAUGUA